Vitis riparia (riverbank grape) is the source of this 3795-nucleotide messenger RNA. RefSeq lists its product as uncharacterized. Bases 1750 to 3099 code for a protein of 449 amino acids. The transcript is spliced from 2 exons. The record is from RefSeq and is a predicted model, not a curated record. Lineage: Eukaryota; Viridiplantae; Streptophyta; Magnoliopsida; Vitales; Vitaceae.
AAUCUCUCAAUUUUUGUUGCCACUGAGGUCCAUUCCAUUUUAUUUUCCUCAUCCCUUCUUAGAGUCUUCCCUUGAAGCCUUGAGAGAAAGGCCUCAACCCUUUCCAUCACCCAAUCAUUCGGAUUCCUAGAAAAGUGAGGGUUACAAAGACCUCCCUCUUGAUGCAAGCCAUCCUCCUUCAGGGAUGAUUGGGAACCAGACCCCAGUCCUACAAAAUCUGAAUAAUAACUCUUGGGAUGGCACUCAAUGCUACUAAUCAAGGAUGUCACUCAAUGCGACCAAGUCAUAAUGCUUAAUUUGCAGAGGCCACUUGUUCUAGCAAGGAAACUCAAGAAAAAAUUAUUUUGGAAUAUCAAAGGCUACCUUCUUUUCAUUCUUUUCAUACUUAUAUAGCUAGUAAAACAGAAAGUCAAUCAAAGUUCUUAAUGUAAAAUUACAACCUAAAAUAACUAUGACUUAUUAUAAAAUCGUCUCAUUGUCAAGACAGGCAUUAACAUUUGAGCCCUUUGGUUUCCAUUGGGCACCACUAUGCUGCAUCAUUCUCCUCCCCUUGAAAAGAACUCUGCCUAGAGUUCAUAGUCAAUGCCUCUCACAGUUGUUCUCUAUCUUUUUAAGAUCUUGAGCUGAAAUCCAUGAAUAUUCUGAUUGGCACCUUCCGACCCAAUGAACUGAGUAUUGAGUAUAAGUCCCACACCUUGUUCAGCUAUUACGCACAUACAAAGCAUCAAUCAUUGGUCGAGAAGAAUUUGUUGUCUUAACUAAAAAUUCAUUUGAUGGCAAUUGAUUUAACUAUGGAUCUAAGGAGCAUCCUUUCUAGGUAGACUGAUUAGGCAUGGUUGGUUAGUGAGAAAGUGAAGGAAAAUGAAACAAAAUAGAAGGUCUGCUAAGAAAGGAGGUAGAUGUUGGUUUGCAGUAGAAUCAAAGUCUUAUGAAAUCACGGUGGAGGUGGCUGGGGAGAGACUUAAGGGUAUCAUUGUGGAAAGAAGCAGAGGUUUUACCUCAUGGAUUAGAUUUGGUAGCCUCAGUUUGUGUUGUUUACUGGAAGGAGUGGAGGCUUGCUGCAGGGGAGUGUUUAUGCAAGGCAUCGUUAAAAGAUGGGAAGAUGGAGGAAGAAGGUAUAAGUUGGAGAUUCGUGCAAAUGAGGCUAGUAGGUAUAUUUUAUGCUCUGUGGUUGACUCGGAAUCAAAGAGAUUCUGUUUAGUGUUUCCAGAAGGAAAAGGUGUUUUGGGAGGGUGGGUCUUGUUGGCCGAAAAACUCCGCUUUCUUGGAGUUAUGUCUCGGGAGGGGUCCAAGGGAACUGCUGCAUCUUAUGGGACAGGGUGUUCAGAUGGAGAAUUUGUGAGAAAAGCCAAUAAAUCUUAUGUUGAAGCGAUAAAGACAAGAGGGAAAAAGUUAGGGGAGGCAGUGUGGCUACAACUAGGGAAGGAAGACGUGUCAAAUGAUAGGAAAUUCCUGGGACGGUGUUUGGUGGGAAGUUGGGGACAACCCUCAAUGCUGGACCAAGAUAUGCAAGCUCUAGAGAGUUGGGGGAGAUCUGUGUGGAAUACUAAAGGAGGGGUGAAGUUUUCGAGGUUGGGAGGCCCUCUGUUGUUAAUCGAAUUUGAGACUACAGAAGAGGCAGAAAAGGUGCUGUUAAGAGGACACCGGUGGUUUAAGGAAUCACUCCUGAACUUGGAAAGGUGGGACCCAAAGGUGGGGUGUUCUAAUAAUGGCGAGAGGGAUAAGAGUGUCUGGGUGAGAGUUGUGUGAAUGCCGUUGCAUUUUUGGAAACAGGAGAUACUCAGAAAAAUCGGUGAUUGUUGCGGGGGGUUCCUCGCAGUGGAUGAAGACACCGCAAAUUUUAAGGAAUUAAAAUGGGACAGACUAUUAGUGAGAUCGGAAGGCUUAGAGUGGCCGAGCUCACUGCAAGUGGCAGUCGGGUCUGUCUGUUAUUCAAUACAACUAUGGUGGGAGGUGAAACCAGGGGUGACGGAGGUGGUUCCGAUGACCAGAAACGAGAUGGGUAACGAGCGCGAGGUUAGGGAUGAAGGAGAAGGAGACUCACGCGCUGGUUUCCAAAUGGCGGAUGUACGGAUGCAUGGAGAACCUGCAAAAGUGGACGUGCCGUGUGGAAAUGGUGAAGGGGGAAGCAGAAAGGCAGCUGUGUCCUCUGAAGCGAUGUCGGAAAAAGCAGCAGAUGGUGUCGGGUCCACGUCUAACCAGCAAAAAGUGUGGGAGAAGAAGAUUAGCUGCGGGCCUGGGAAAUCCUUUCCGUUGGGCCGGCAAAUGGUGGUGGACUUGGGGCGAAGGCCCACGGAGAAGGGCCAGUUGACUGAGGACCAAAAUAAAUUAAAGGAAUUGGGCCGGCCCAAAUCUUCACCCUAUAAAGGCCCUGAGGUAGUGAUGGACCGAUUCAUUGAGGCUAGGGCUCCCGACAGGGGACUGGGCAUCAGCGGAGAGCUUGAGGGGGAGAUGAUAGGCUCUCAGAUGGGGUCGCGAUCACCGGCCGUCAAUGUCACAGAGUUCACCAACGAAGCCUUGUUGGAGGAGGCGUCCAGGUACUCAGAUCAAUCUUUUCGAUCUUUGUCUUUUUUGGGGAAGCGGGAAAUAUCUCUUUCUUCUACUCUUUCUGGUCGAGAUGGGGAAAGUGCAGCCAUGGCUGGGGUCUUCAUUCAGAGCAGUAUCUCGGCUGAAAUUGGAGGAGCAGUUAUGGGUCCCUUAAGGAUGAUAUGGGCAGAUGGGAGGGAGGCCGAGGUAUUGGAAAUUACGGGCAGGGAAGCAGGGGUUUUCGGAGAGAAACCAAAGGGGGGUACGGAUAGGAUCCUCCUUGAGGAUAUGGAGGAGAGGGAAGAAGAGGAGGAACCUGGUUGGCAAUCUAGUAGUUUGGCUAAGUUUAGCCGUUAUAUUGGAAUGCCGACGGAGGGAUUCGAAAGGGAAAUUCUGUUAUUACUGAAAAGAAUGAAAGAAAGGAAGAUUCAGAUAGGACAUUUGGAUGGUAGAAAAAGGAAAAAAUUGAGGUCGUCAAAAUUUGAAAGAAAAUUGAGGAAAUUGGAAUGGACAGUGAACUAUAUUGGAGAAGGAGGAGGAGAGGAAGGGGUAAACACGUGCAGGUCUAAAUGAAAUUCCGUAUGCUCACUUGGAAUGUAAGAGGGGCCAACAAUUGUGACAAGAGGAAGGUUAUAAAAGCUUUGAUAAGGAAGCAUAAGGUGGAUCUGGUUUGUCUCCAGGAAACUAAGAUCCAAGACAUGUCAGAGGGUAUUAUUCGCAGCCUAGGGGUGGGAAGAUAUCUUGAUUGGGGGGCAGUGGACUCAAGAGGGGCAGCUGGUGGUAUAGUUGUGUUUUGGGACAACAGAGUAUUGGACUUGGUUGAUAUUCAAAAAGGAUUGUUUUCCAUUUCCUGCAUCUUUAAAAACAGUGAGGACGGCUUCAUGUGGAUGUUUACAGGGGUAUAUGGCCCGAUAUUGAGGAGAGAAAGGGAGAGUUUUUGGGAGGAGUUGGGGGCUAUUAAGGGGCUCUGGAAUGGGCCAUGGUGUGUGGCAGGGGAUUUUAAUGCCAUCCUAAGUCCUGAAGAACGCAACAGAGGGGGGAGCUUGAAUUCGAAUAUGAGAAGGUUCUUAGAAAUCAUAGAAGACCUAGAGUUAAAGGAUAUGCCUUUAGUCGGGGGCCCUUUUACUUGGAACGAAGGGGUGAAUAAUCAGACCUUCUCAAGGCUGGAUAGGUUCUUGAUUAAUGAGGGUUGGGACAUCCACUUUGGUGACGUGAGGCAGUGUGUCCUUCCAAGACCAGUCUCCGAUCACUUCCCGAUUCUGCUGGAUG